This is a messenger RNA of Drosophila teissieri, 674 nucleotides long. RefSeq lists its product as uncharacterized. The transcript has 3 exons. The coding region runs from base 7 to 573 and encodes 188 amino acids. Lineage: Eukaryota; Metazoa; Arthropoda; Insecta; Diptera; Drosophilidae. The record is from RefSeq and is a predicted model, not a curated record.
GCCAACAUGCUACCACGUUUGCUGCUGCUUUCUAUUGGAGGAGUAUUAAUACUUUUGAUAGUGGAGCAGUGCAAUGGCAAGCGCAAGUGGGACUACGAACCGCUGUCCAUUGAAACCUACUCCACGGAUGACAGUAAGCUGAAGAUGGCGGCCAAAGUGGAGCGAGUUGGCCGCGGAGAAUAUGCCAUUUCGGCCAACAUCGAAUUCAAGUACACGCCAGACGAUACUACCAUGGUUGAAGCAAUGGCCUAUCGCAGCACUUCCGGAGAUGAAAACGACUACAAGAUUAUCCCGCUCAGCAUUCCGAAGCAGCCAUAUAUCGAGUUCAUGAACAACCACUAUAAGGACGUGGUGCUACCAAAUCUGGGUGGUUGCUCCAAUCUCGUCUCGUUUGAGGACAAAUUCGAGCCACCAUGGCCACAGAAUACGUACGUGUUGGAUAAAUGUGUGGCUAAUAGUGAUGGCUUUCCGGACAUUGUUCCUGAGGGCUACUACAAGGUCAACUUCACCAUGAUGAAUCCCGUGGACUGGGGAUUCAUUCUCAUUGUGAAGAUAACCACAAAACUUGUCUGAUCACCACGUCGGCACCUAUAUACAUAUCAAAUGUACCUAUAAACCUGUAUACAUUUAGCAUGUAGAUAGUAGUUGGCAUAAAUAGCAAUAAAAUCAGCAUC